This is a messenger RNA of Exophiala spinifera, 1524 nucleotides long. RefSeq lists its product as uncharacterized. The record is from RefSeq and is a predicted model, not a curated record. Lineage: Eukaryota; Fungi; Ascomycota; Eurotiomycetes; Chaetothyriales; Herpotrichiellaceae. Gene Ontology annotation, molecular function: iron ion binding; heme binding; oxidoreductase activity, acting on paired donors, with incorporation or reduction of molecular oxygen. The coding region runs from base 1 to 1524 and encodes 507 amino acids. The transcript has 3 exons.
AUGGCAACAACAAUCUUCUUGGGCACGCGGCCGGUCGUGCUUGCACUGCUCUCUGCAGCCAUAUCUCUUGCAGCCGUUGUAUUAUACCGACUCUUCUUUGCUCCAUUGUCAAAAUUUCCUGGCCCGAAAAUCACAGCAGUGACUCAGCUAUGGAUGAUGUAUCAUGAGUUCAAGGGUGAUAGAACAGUUCUAGUCGACAAACUCCAUUCUCGCUAUGGGCCGGUGGUGCGACUGUCGCCCGAUGAAGUCUCGUUCAACAACUACGAAGGCUUGAAGGAGAUCUAUGGCAUCAAGUCAACUUUCUCAAAGAGCUCGUUUUACGACCUAUUCGUGUACUACAAUACGCGGAACACGUUUACCAGUCUAGACAAACCAAGCCACUCGGCCAAAAAGAGACUGGUUGCUGAUCGAUACACCAAGAGCUACGUGAUGCAGCCCUCCGUUGCUAAUAAAGUCCGUGAGCAUGCCGCGGCUUUUAUGAAGCAAGUAACAGUCCAAGGGCCCGUGCUCGAUGUUUACACUUGGCUACACUACUAUGCACUCGACGCUAUCACCAAUCAUCUCUAUGGCAUCUAUGGCACACAGACCUUGUCGAGCCCAGAACACCGAGGGAUCGUGUAUGAUCUCUCCGGUGUCAAGCAUCGCACACGUCUAUACAUGCUACACUACUUCGGCUGGCUGAUGUCGUUCAAGACGCAGCUGACGUCUAUCAUGCGCAAGCUCAGUGGUCAAAACACGGCGUUCCAUGUCCGCGGCAACCGACUGAACGACUACGGCGAAAGCAGCGUCUCGGCCUUUCGUCGCGACCAAGCCACCAAGGACAUGGUCUCAACUUGUGCUAAACUCUUCCGAGAGAUCCCUAACAACGAGCCCGCUAUCGCCGCCGAGUGCAUGGAUCACUUGGUUGCUGGCGUCGACACCACCGGCGACGCCAUGUGCAUCCUGAUGUGGCGAAUCUCGACGCCCGAGUACACGCACGUCCAAGACACGCUGUUCAAUGAGCUUUCGACCAUCAAGGAGGCCUUUGAUCCUGUGACGCGGACGGCGCCGAUCGCCGUGCUCGACAAGCUACCUUACCUCGACGCCGUGAUCCACGAGGCGAUGCGCUGGCGGCCGCCGGUGCCCAUGACGCUGUUCCGCGUUGUGCCUCCCACAGGAGCCGUGAUUGCUGGCCAUGCCGUCCCCGCCGGCACAACUGUGGGAUGCCAGUCAUACAGUCUGCACCGAGUUGAAGAAGUUUUCCCGAACCCCGACCUCUUCGACCCUACGAGAUGGCUGACGGAGGACACUGCGCAUCUGUCGGCAAUGCGCAACCACUUCUGGCCCUUCAGCUCCGGCGGGCGCAUGUGCUUGGGCCACAAUCUCGCCAUGGUCGAGAUGAAGCUGAUCGUCGCCGCAGUGUACAUGCACUACACGACGCGGGCAACCCCGGGGGUGACCGAGGAGAGUAUGAGCAUGGACGAUCAGUUGACCAGUGGAGUGCCGCAUGCGCUGAGUUGUCCGCUGGAAUUCGUGCCGCGGUGA